Messenger RNA from Halteromyces radiatus, 1571 nucleotides. Its product is annotated as phosphatidylserine decarboxylase-domain-containing protein. Gene Ontology annotation, molecular function: phosphatidylserine decarboxylase activity. The record is from RefSeq and is a predicted model, not a curated record. Gene Ontology annotation, cellular component: mitochondrion. The transcript has 6 exons. Bases 45 to 1457 code for a protein of 470 amino acids. Lineage: Eukaryota; Fungi; Mucoromycota; Mucoromycetes; Mucorales; Cunninghamellaceae. Gene Ontology annotation, biological process: phosphatidylethanolamine biosynthetic process.
CCCUUUCUCUUGUUUUUACCAUUAUAUAACCUUGCCUAUUUGGUAUGCUACGAUAUUCUACACGUUCAAUAAGAUUACAACCGAGAUUGUUAGUACGACAAUUUCAUCCGUCACCUUCUUUUGCUCAACAACACCAACAAAAGAAGAAACCAAUCUUUGGUCAAAUUAAGGAUGCUUGGAAUAAUACAGAAACAGUGUGGUACCCUAUUCCAGUUGGUCUUGGUUUAGCUGUUAUAGGAUAUAUUCAAUAUCGUCAUAUACGUCAAAGGGAAGCAACAAAAGAAGUCGAAGAACAAACAAAACCAAAAUAUGUGGCCGAUGGACCUUGGCAGGUUCAUGUAGCAGCUGCUUUACCACUUCGUACAAUGUCAAGAAUUUGGGGAGCAUUCAAUUCACUUACUAUUCCUACAGUUCUUCGUCCUGCUGGCUUCAAACUUUAUAGUUGGAUCUUUGGUUGUAAUUUGGAUGAAAUGAAAAAUGGUGAUCUUUAUUCCUAUCCCAAUCUUAGUACAUUCUUUUAUCGUGAAUUGAAGGAAGGUGUUCGUCCUAUUGCUGAUUCUACUCUGGUGUCACCUUCAGAUGGGAAAGUUCUUCAUUUUGGCAUGGUACAAGAACGGGAAAUCGAGCAAAUCAAAGGUAUUACAUACUCAUUGGAUGCAUUACUAGGGUCUGGUGAUAAAAGUGUAGUACCAUCAGUAGAAGCAAGAAAUUCAACACAAUCAUCAGUGGUUGAUGAAGAAACAUUUGCUGAUGUCAAUGGUAUUCAAUAUUCUUUGGACGAUUUACUUGGUAUGGAUCAUCAUGGUGGUAUUGAAACUGAUAGUAGUGUGGGACCAGAUGGUUUAUCUCGAUCUGAAGGCGAAGUUCCUGAUGCAGAAGCAAGAGAAAUCAUCAAACAUGAAGAACUCCAACUCAAUGGUAAACUGGAUCAUAAAGUUAAACCUGGACAUGGUCUUUUCUUUUGUGUAGUUUAUUUAGCUCCUGGUGAUUAUCAUCGAUUCCAUUCUCCUGCCAAUUGGGUAGUUGAAACUAGACGACAUUUUGCAGGUGAACUUUUCUCAGUAUCUCCUUACUUUGUCAAGUUACUACAAAAUCUUUUUGUAUUAAAUGAACGUGUGGUAUUACUUGGUAAAUGGAAAUAUGGUUUCUUUUCUAUGAUUCCUGUAGGUGCUACCAAUGUGGGUUCUAUUAAGAUCAACUUUGAUGAGGCAUUGAAAACCAACAAGAAAGAAGAUUUACCAACGGGUACUUUUACCGAAGUGACUUAUCGUUCAGCUAGUAAACGUCUUGGUGGAAAACCUUUACAGUAUGGUGAAGAAAUGGGUGGAUUUUAUCUUGGAUCAACGGUUGUACUUGUAUUUGAAGCACCAUUGUCAUUCAAAUUUAACGUGACUGCCGGACAAUCAAUCAAGAUGGGAGAAGCUUUAGGUGAAAUAGAACAAAAGAAGGUGGAAUGAUGUUUAUAGUAUUAUAGUUUAGAUGCCUUUUGUAUUUAUUUUUGAACAUGAUUGUAUUAUCAUCUUUACCCUUAUAGAAUAAAAGAGAGAAUAAUGAUGAAUUUUGUUGAUUUA